AUGCUCGCCGCCUUCUGCACUUUCGUCGCCGUCAUCAUCUUAACCGCGUCCGCCCUAGCCGCCGGCGUCGUCAAGUCCGAACGUUUAAAUCUUGUACUCAGUGGUGAUUAUGUAAACAAUUCACGCGGAGGCAAGAGGCAGAUGUUCGAAAAAGACGACAAGAGAAACGGGCAACUCCAAGGGGUGCUGGGAACGAUUCAACUCACAAGCUUGGUGGAUGGCUCUACUACUUCCCUCGUUCUCAACAGCCAUACCUUGACUCUGGACGAAUCGCACACGAGCGGGACACCAAUAUUCAUGGCUCUGUCAACUCAGCCCCAAGUUCCAUAUGUGCUUGACAGGUCGGUGGCAGCAGUCACUCUCCUAGUAGAAGGACCCUUCAUGACCCCGCGCUGCGUUACCGCCGAUGCUGACCCAGCGCAUACCGGUGGGCCGUUGACGGUAGAACCCUGCUUCGACUUCAACGGCGCCAAGGCACACAAAACCCAAGUUUUCCAGUAUGAGAAGGUCACAGGCCUCAUCUACGUGCAAUGGGACAAUGUAAAGGUGUCGUUUGUUACCCUCGUCCCGCCCGUACCGAAGACCAAGGAUGACAAGGAUUCUUCGAGCGCCGACGUGACCACGGCGAAUACCGCAACAGCGUCACGGAGGAUAGCGAUCUUCGACGAGGAGUGGGACCUUGACGGUGAUGGAAAACUAGAUGACGAAGAGUUUGCCUUGACAGUUUUUGAUACACAACUACUGCGCCCGAACGCCAAUUUAUAUUUUCCUUCACAGGACAUCUGA
This is a messenger RNA of Laccaria bicolor S238N-H82, 786 nucleotides long. RefSeq lists its product as uncharacterized. NCBI's taxonomy places the organism in Eukaryota, Fungi, Basidiomycota, Agaricomycetes, Agaricales, Hydnangiaceae. The transcript has 4 exons. Bases 1 to 786 code for a protein of 261 amino acids. The record is from RefSeq and is a predicted model, not a curated record.